AUGUCAACCCUAUCAGUCCCUACUCUUCCGCAAUUCGAGCCCGCUUCACCUACAAGCCGUCCACAGAGUCCUGCCCGAUUCGCCGGCUCCUCUUCCAAGAUAACAUCGUCUUACUCCCUGCUCUCUCCCGAAGAGAGCGCAGAUGAACUACAAACUUCCAUCACUCAUGGUCUCUUCCAGAGCGAGGCGCACGCCAGACUUGUCAAAGAUGGCCCCAACGAAUUGCCACACGAAGAGGAGGAGCCGCUGUGGUUAAGGUUCCUCAAACAGUUCAAGGAAACUCUCAUCCUUCUACUCUUGGGCUCUGCUGCCAUCUCCCUCUUCAUUGGCAACCGAGACGAUGCGGUCAGUAUAGCUCUCGCAGUCACGAUUGUUGUCUCCGUCGGCUUUGUGCAGGAAUAUAGAUCCGAAAAAUCUCUCGAAGCUCUAAAUCGUCUCGUGCCGCACUACGCUCACGUGCGCCGAACUGCUACUCCCCCACGGCAUCAUGCGAGAAGCCAUGGCGCUACCACCGAUUCCAUCGAAAUGGAGCCUCUUGCCAAUGGCUCUGCAGUUACCCCUGAAGAGAAAUUAUCCUCUACAAUUCCCGCAUCCCAACUCGUGGCGGGGGAUCUCGUCAUCUUUGCAACCGGCGACCGUGUCCCGGCAGAUAUCCGCAUCACUCGAUCAACGGAACUCACCAUUGACGAGUCGAAUCUGACCGGAGAGAACGAGCCGGUCGAGAAACAUGCGGCCGCCCUCGACAGAGCUCCAAAGAAGUUGGAGCAUCGCCACGGAACUCCAGAGCCGUAUAAUGCAGCCGGCACAGUGGGUGCAGAUGUCCGUCUCAACGAACAACACAACAUCGCCUUUAUGGGCACUUUGGUCCGCUCGGGGCAUGGAGAGGGAAUCGUCAUUGCAACAGGUGGGAAUACGGAAUUUGGCACCAUCUCUCUAUCACUCCAGGAAAUCGAGGCACCGAGGACACCGCUACAGCACUCGAUGGAUCUACUCGGAAAGCAGUUGAGCUAUAUGUCUUUCGUAGUCAUCGGGAUCAUCAUGAUUAUUGGCCUGAUUCAGGGCAAGAAACCUCUAGAUCUCUUCACCAUUGGUGUGUCUCUCGCUGUUGCCGCUAUUCCGGAAGGCCUGCCGAUCAUUGUCACUGUGACCUUGGCCUUGGGUGUAUUGCGCAUGGCCAAAAGAGGCGCCAUUGUUCGAAAACUGCCCAGUGUGGAAACUUUGGGAUCCGUCAACGUGGUCUGUAGUGACAAAACGGGAACCUUGACCAUGAAUCACAUGACAGUUACCAAGGUCUGGCAUUUCGAUGUUGAUCAACCGUUCAAUAUUGACACCUCGGCGCAGCCGACCACUGCCAUGAGGGCGGUCUUUCGCAUUGGCAACAUUGCUAACAAUGGACGUCUCGCCCAAUCAAGCUUGGGCACCACUGCUACCGCAGCCUCUGCCGCUGUACUUUCCUCUACCAGAGAUCUGUCCGCGACGAGUACCAAAAGCAGGUGGUUGGGGCAGCCCACCGACAUCGCAAUGCUUGAUCUUUUGGAUGCAUUUGGGGAAGAUGAUCUACGAGAGCAAGUCGGACACAGGACGAGUGAGACUCCAUUCAGCUCGGAACGGAAAUGGAUGGGUGUCGUGCUUGCUAGUGCCCUGGGAGAGAUGACCAACAAUCAAGGCCUGGGUUCGGAAUCUGCCUACAUCAAGGGCGCGUUGGAACAAAUCUUGAGUCGUUGUGAUACCUACCUCACCAAAGACGGCCAAGAGUUCAUUAUUGAUGAGAAGAGGCGCCAGGAAGCCCAUGCGGCUGCAAAAUCCAUGGCCGAAGAAGGCCUUCGAGUGAUUGGAUUUGCCAGUGGCACUGUCAGAAACAAACAACGUCAAAACAGCCGCAGUUCGACUCCAUUGGGGGAGAAGAAAUCCAACGAGGUCGAUCCUUAUACUGGGUUGUGCUUUGCUGGACUGGUGGGGAUGAAUGACCCUCCAAGAAAAGAUGUUCACAGGUCGAUCAAAAGACUGAUGAAUGGGGGUGUCAAAGUCAUCAUGAUCACUGGCGACGCAGAGACCACGGCUAUGGCCAUUGCGAAGAAACUCGGUAUGCCAGUCAACCCUGCAUCCUCGGCAUCUCGUUCGGUUUUUCGUGGUGACGAACUGGAUCGCAUGUCUGAGCAUGAGUUAUCCGAAGCCAUUGUCAGAACCAAUAUCUUUGCCCGGACCAGCCCCGACCACAAGAUGAAGAUCAUCCGUGCACUACAAGCACGUGGGGACGUGGUCGCAAUGACGGGAGACGGUGUCAAUGAUGCUCCUGCUCUCAAAAAGGCCGAUAUAGGCAUCGCUAUGGGAUUACUGGGGACCGACGUCGCCAAAGAAGCCGCUGACAUGAUCCUCACCGACGAUGACUUCUCCACCAUCCUUCGAGCCAUCGAGCAGGGCAAAGGGAUAUUUUACAAUAUCCAGAACUUCAUCACGUUUCAAUUGAGUACGAGUGUUGCAGCAUUGACGUUGGUCUUGUUGAGUACCAUGUUUGGGUUCAAGAAUCCGCUUAACGCCAUGCAGAUUCUUUGGAUUAAUAUCUUGAUGGAUGGUCCACCCGCACAAUCUCUCGGGGUUGAACCUGUUGAUCCCCGAGUCAUGAAUCAACCACCAAGACCAAGAAAUGCAAAUGUACUCACCAGACGCCUGAUCCGUCGCGUCUUGACCUCGGCUCUGAUUAUCAUGAUGGGUACUCUGACCAUCUACAUUAGGGAGAUGGUUGACGAGGAUGACCCAUCUUCGCCGGCGACUCCAGACAACAUUCCACUGCGAAGGCGAGUUGUCACCAAACGGGAUACGACCAUGACGUUCACCACCUUUGUCCUUUUCGAUAUGUUCAAUGCUUUAACCUGCCGCUCAGAAGCUAAAUCAGUCUUGUUUGGUGAGAUCAAGCUCUUUGGAAACAAAAUGUUCAACUAUGCGGUAGCAGGGAGUUUGGCGGGUCAAUUGUGUGUCAUUUAUCUCCCAUUUUUACAAAGGGUUUUCCAGACCGAGGCCGUGGGGUUUUGGGAUCUAGUAGGUCUCGUGUGCAUAACCAGUACCGUCUUCUGGGUCGAUGAAAUUAGGAAAUGGGUCGAGAAGAGACGUGCUUCUGGCCACUUACCGAGUGUUGGGUAUUCGGCGAGUGUGUAG
Molecule: messenger RNA, 3153 nt
Organism: Exophiala bonariae
Lineage: Eukaryota; Fungi; Ascomycota; Eurotiomycetes; Chaetothyriales; Herpotrichiellaceae
Exons: 2
Coding region: 1-3153 (1050 amino acids)
Biological process (GO): manganese ion transport; intracellular calcium ion homeostasis; calcium ion transmembrane transport
Cellular component (GO): Golgi membrane; endoplasmic reticulum; plasma membrane
Molecular function (GO): ATP hydrolysis activity; ATP binding; P-type calcium transporter activity
Source: RefSeq, a predicted model, not a curated record